AUGCAGGCACUGAUUUCAUUGAUCGUGACGCUGAGCCUGGUCUCAGGCGCGCAGCUGAAGCUGCUGCCGUACGCGUACCUAGCGAGCCCGUUUCCGGUUUACCACCAGUACCAGAACACGAGGACAGGAGAGCACGCUUACAGUUACGCCGGUGGCCCCUCGGCCAAGGAAGAGAUCAAAGACGCCGAUGGGGUCACACGCGGCUCUUACAGCUACGUGGACGCCAACGGGAUCCUCCAAUCCGUCUUCUACGUUGCGGACGAGCAAGGCUUCCGCGUGGCCGCGACCGAUCUGCCCACCGAUGGCAAUCUGAACCUGGAGAGUCACGUCAUCCUCGCCAGAAGCACCGACUCGGCGCCCAGCCGCACGAAACGCAGCGCGGAGAACGCUACCGAGAUCCCAGCCCAGGUGAGCCAGGCUCAGAAGAACGAAGGGAGUGCUUCAGGUGUGCGAACGAUCUACGAGAAGCCAGACGCGCCCGUGAUCGAGUCUCUGCCAUCGAUAGCGACGACCCAUCAGAGCCAGGUGGAGCUCGUCAACCGCGGACCCGAGUACGAGACAGAGCUCCUAGCCGCCGGGAUUCCUCUAGCCGCCUCUCGACAAAGCCAGGUCCAAAUCCACAAGAACGCCCGUGUCCAGCUCCCAGUAGGCGAGCUGGCGGUCCAGAACGUCCUGAGGAGUCCUUCCGUUCUUCCCCUGCUGACACCUCUACCCUCCUAUCACGAAAAUCGCAUCGAGCUGCACAAACAGCUAGGUAUAGAGGGCUUGAAGCUCAAGGACGCGGUGAAAAUCGAUUCCGAGCCGGUGGCAGUCGUCCAGUCACCUGGACCGUCCAUUUCUCUCGUUCCAAUCCUCUCCAAAGAGUCCGUCCCGAUUCUUUCGAACGUCAUCGCCAAGGAAGCUCUGUUGCCAACCGCAUCCCUGGGCAGCACAUCGGUGACCACCUCGAUCAGUAGCCACGGUAUCAGCCAAACUCACCCUACGAAGAUCCUCCAGGAAGCCCUGGCUAUUCCCAGCGUGCUCGCCAAGGAAGCUGUCCCCGUCGCGGUCGAGAAGAAGACUCUUCUUACACCUGUGGUCGCCAAGGAGGCUGUUCCAGUGGUACCAGUCAUCAAGGAGGCCGUUCCAGCCAGCCUAGGGACCGCCACCUCGACCGCUUCGAUCAUCAGCUACGGCGUCAGCCAGAUCCACGGGGAUUCGAACGUCAAGAUCGAGCCUACGCUGCUGCUCAAAGCCGCGCCAAUCGGUCAUCUGCAGCCGCUGGUUCAUUACCCUCUCUAUCUUCAUUAAGACGAACGACACCCCGCUGGGAGGACAGGAAUGCAUCGAAACGGACAUAUUCUUUUCGGAAACGACACGGCCAGCGAGAUGGGUAGCACGGAUGAGACGUCUGCGACCUUUGACCGAUCCAGGGUCUUCGAGGAAGGUCCUUCGCUAGGAUCGCAUGCACUGGCGAGAGUGUCGACCGAUGCUCGA
Molecule: messenger RNA, 1476 nt
Organism: Hylaeus volcanicus
Lineage: Eukaryota; Metazoa; Arthropoda; Insecta; Hymenoptera; Colletidae
Exons: 2
Coding region: 1-1290 (429 amino acids)
Cellular component (GO): chitin-based extracellular matrix
Molecular function (GO): structural constituent of chitin-based larval cuticle
Source: RefSeq, a predicted model, not a curated record